Messenger RNA from Blepharisma stoltei, 243 nucleotides. NCBI's taxonomy places the organism in Eukaryota, Ciliophora, Heterotrichea, Heterotrichida, Blepharismidae. The record is from the annotation of a GenBank genome assembly.
AUGGUAAGACCUAUAUAGCCUAAAGAAGUUAAAGACAUCAGGAUGUUCGUCCAAAUGUGCAGACCAGGCACCAACCAAAAAGCACAAGCCAAAUCUGUCACCAUCAAGAAGGUCGGCAAAGUCACAAAAUUCAAGCUUCGUUGCAAUAAGUACCUUUAUACUUUGGUAGUAGAUGAUGUGCAAAAAGCAGACAAACUUAAACAGUCAUUACCACCAAGUCUCAAUAAAAAGGAAAUAAACUAA